AUGGCAGAGGUGAACUCUGGCGCAAAAAUCGAGACUUCUGUCGUCUCGCUCAGUCCAGAUGGUCAGAGUGACGGAAAUCCUCCUCGUGCUAUUGCUUUUCCCGAUGAAGCAACCCCCUUCGAGGAGAAGUUGCCCACCGGUGGCAUUCGCCCCAAGGGCGUGGAGAUGAACAGGACCUUGACAAAGGAGGAGAAGGAGCUUGCUGACGCUGGAUACGGGCGUCUCGAAGAGCAAAAAGCUAUCCAUGCUGACCAGGAUCUAGGUCACGUCGACAUCACUGAGCAUGCGAUUCCUCUCAAUGACUUGAAUAACAAGCUAUCAACCUCAGUCGAUGUCAAGGAUCCGGGAAAUUCGAAUGGUUUAACCACCGACGAGGCCAAACAGCGUCUCGCUAAGAACGGACCAAAUAUUCUUACUCCCCCUAAGAAAAAAUCGGCCCUGCGCAAGUUAUUUAUAUAUCUGCACCUCCAGGAGAACUUCCAAAACACUUAUCUUGGGGGAAUUUUGAUAGCGGUAGCAUUUCUUAAUGCGUUUAUCGAUUGGUAUCAGGUUCAGAAGUCGGAAGCUAUCCUGGCUUCCUUUCUCGCUAUGAUCCCCCCUUCGUGCCGCGUACUUCGGGAUGCAACCAUUCAGACAAUACCUGCGGCCGACUUGGUUACAGGCGACGUCGUCCUACUGCGCGUGGGCGACAAGACUCCGGCUGACAUGAUUAUUUUUUCUGCUAUCGACCUCAAGGUAGAUAACAGUAGCUUGACGGGAGAGUCAGAGCCCCAGGAACGUAUGGCGCUAUCCACUGGAUCCUCAAAUCGGCCUGUGGAAGCCGAGAACUUGGUUUUCAAUUCAACUCUAGUCGUUAAUGGCGAGGGGUGGGGUAUUGUUGUGCGGACUGGUGACCACACUAUCAUCGGUCAGGUUGCUAAACUCACGUCUGGGGAAGAAGGAAAGGAAGCACCUCUGGCAAAAGAAAUUGCUCGCUUUGUGAUUCAAAUAUCCUGCAUUGCCAUCAUAUUUGCUAUAGUUUUUCUUCUUGUUGGGCUUACUACUGUGUACAAGGGUCAUCCCGACCUCACUGUGACCUUUGCGGUCUCGGUGCUUGUUGCGUUCGUCCCAGAAGGACUACCAUCUGUGGUAACACUGCUUCUGUCAAUCGCGGCAAAACGCAUGGCGAAUCAGAAUCUUACGAUGCUCGCUACCGACAAAACGGGAACGCUUACUCGAAAUCAAAUGACUGUCACCAAUCUAUGGAGUGGUUUACGAAUGUUCUCUGCAUUCCAGUCUAAUAACGAUGAUACGGAAACUACCCAAUUUGAUCUGAAUGCUCCAGGGAUGUCGGAAAUGGUCGACAUCGCGGCCUUGAAUUCUCGCGUCAAAUUUGACAAAACCGAUGUUCCUUUCGACAAACGAGAAAUUCUUGGUGACGCCACUGAAACUGGAUUAACUCGUUUUUCUGGCAAAUAUCUUGGUACCAUGUACGAUGAAUACCAAAAGAAGUUUCCCAAAGUAUUCGAAGUCCCUUUCAACUCUACUAACAAAUGGGCAUUGGUCAUUGUCGAAAAACCCCACAAGACUGGGCUUAUGACUUCACUCAUCAAAGGAGCCCCGGAACGAGUUCUCGCCAAAUGCUCGACCUACUUGAAAGACGAUGUAGAAGUCCCUAUCACAGAUGAAUUCAAGGCUGCCUAUGAUGCUGCUUACAACUAUAUGGCUUCCCGUGGCCAUCGUGUCAUUGCUUGUGCCCGGUCGUUACUCGAUGAAGAGCAAUAUCCCGUUGAUUUCACAUUUUCAAGAAGUGAUGCAAACUAUCCUAGCGAGGGUUACUGCUUUGUGGGACUGGUGUCUCUGGAGGAUCCUCCGAAACAUGGCGUUCGCGAGGCUAUUGGCACUCUCCGUCUGGCUGGAAUCAAGGUCAUGAUGGUUACAGGUGAUCACCCAAAGACCGCUGAAGCUAUUGCACGCAAGAUCAAUCUGAUCCUUGGUCAUACAAGAGAAACUUUAGCAGCAAAAACUGGGCGAUCGAUUGAAGAGGUUUACGAGGAUGAAGUUUCUGCGGUGGUCGUACAUGGGGAUGACAUUGAUAAUCUGCAAGGGUGGCAAUGGGAUCAAAUCUUUUCUAAGGACGAGAUUGUUUUUGCUCGUACAUCUCCCAAGCACAAACUCGAAAUUGGUCGGACGGGUGAUGGCGUCAAUGACUCUCCUGCUCUCAAACGGGCAGACCUCGGGAUUGCGAUGAACAUAUCCGGCUCUGAUGUGUCAAAGGAGGCUGCAAAAAUGAUACUGUUAGACGACAACUUUGCGUCUACAGUGAAAGGUGUGGCCGAAGGACGACAAAUUUUUGUCAAUCUAAAACGUUCAAUUCAAUACACCAUUUCGCAUAGUACACCUGAGGUCAUUCCCCAACUACUUUACGUUAUCGUUCCCAUCCCUCUCCCUUUAUCGGCGAUUUUGAUUCUAGUCAUUGAUCUCGGAUUUGAGCUGUUCGUUGCUCUGUCGUUUGCUUGGGAUAAGCCAGAAACUGUAGAUGGUUUGAUGCGUAUGACCCCUCGUAAACCAGUGAAUGAAGGGUCUAUUGCCUCGCUCAAGAGACGGGCUCUACGUCGCACAAAAACCCUUCGCCGGGACUCGGAAACUCAGAAUAUCAUACCCCCGAGCAAGCUUUCCAAGCUAGCCACAAAAUUUACCAAGCCAUUCACCAGAGAAUACUGGGAGGAUGUCAUGGAACCCACAGACAACGAGGACUUGGUCGAUCUGAAGCUGUUGAGUUACUCAUAUCUGGAAGCUGGUUUGAUUGAAACACUCGGCGGGCUGGUAGCAUACUUCGUUGUCUUCUUCAAAAAUGGUUUCAGCCCUAGCGAUCUGAGGAGGGCUCAACAAGCUACAGUGUAUUUCGUCAAAGGCGCUCCAGAUUUUAUCAAUAGUCGAGGACAAACGAUCAACGAUGCUCAACAGAUUGACGCAUUAGGCCAAGCCCAAUCCAUUGUAUAUCUUUCUAUUUUUAUUAUGCAAUGUUUUAAUGUCUUUGCUGUAAAAGCCAAAUUCUCUUUUCCGUUUGGGAAACGUAUACUGGGAAACAAAUGGAAUUUCGCGGGUAUCUUAGGUGGGGCCUGUUUGGGCAUGUUCAUCGUGUACACUCCCCCGUUGCAUGUCGUCUUCGGUGGAUCGGUUCACCUAUCGCCACUGUACUGGCUGAUCCCUGUCGCUUUCGGUUGCUUGCUUCUUGUCUGGACAUCUAUUCGAGUGGUGUUACUAAGAAAGAGCAUUCAGAGCUCAAGAGUGAAGGACAUAAAAGGAUUGAUGAUGUUCCCUACGAUGCGCACAAUGAGUAUGCGGUCGAAACAUUGA
Molecule: messenger RNA, 3339 nt
Organism: Lentinula edodes (shiitake mushroom)
Lineage: Eukaryota; Fungi; Basidiomycota; Agaricomycetes; Agaricales; Omphalotaceae
Product: aminophospholipid-transporting P-type ATPase
Exons: 28
Coding region: 1-3339 (1112 amino acids)
Biological process (GO): potassium ion import across plasma membrane; proton transmembrane transport; intracellular sodium ion homeostasis
Cellular component (GO): membrane
Molecular function (GO): ATP binding; ATP hydrolysis activity; P-type sodium:potassium-exchanging transporter activity
Source: RefSeq, a predicted model, not a curated record